Messenger RNA from Lytechinus pictus (painted urchin), 3344 nucleotides. RefSeq names its product E3 ubiquitin-protein ligase CHIP-like. Gene Ontology annotation, cellular component: cytoplasm; Z disc. Gene Ontology annotation, biological process: positive regulation of proteolysis; cellular response to misfolded protein; protein polyubiquitination. Gene Ontology annotation, molecular function: protein-folding chaperone binding; ubiquitin protein ligase activity. The record is from RefSeq and is a predicted model, not a curated record. The coding region runs from base 304 to 948 and encodes 214 amino acids. The transcript is spliced from 5 exons. Lineage: Eukaryota; Metazoa; Echinodermata; Echinoidea; Temnopleuroida; Toxopneustidae.
GCGCUGCUGCAGAUUCGAUUACGUCAGAAUCAGAUAAUGAUCGAGAAUAAUCCAAAUGUGAUUCAGCGCAGAGCGCUAUACCACUUAACUUAGCCCCUAGAAGAUUGAAAUAAUGCAUAAAGUAUUUUAGACCUAUAUUCUAUGGACAGAGAUACAUAUCGAGAGCAAUGAUUGAUUGAUAGCCGAUAUAACUGUCAUCAAUUGUCGAUGUUGACAGAAUUACACUACAGAGAAGAAAAUCUAAGCGCACUAGCACUGUAGGUACGCGUGCUGGUGAUCGAAAACUGACAUUUGUGAAAGAAGAUGAACAUAAAGAUGAAUGCUACGGAACUAAAGGAACAGGGGAAUCGCUUUUAUGGAUCACGCAAAUAUGAAGAGGCCAUUGGAUGCUAUAACAAGGCCAUAAUGAAAAACCCAUCGGAUCCCAAGUUCUUUACCAAUCGAGCACUGUGUCAGAUAAAGCUGAGACAUUGGGAUCAUGGUGCGGAUGACUGUCGACACGCUUUAGAACUUGAUCCCUCCAACAUCAAGGCACAUUUCUUCCUGGGACACACUCUAGUUGAAGAGGAGAGAUACGAUGAGGCCAUCACAAGCUUUCGCAGAGCACAUGACCUUGCCAGAGAACAGAAAGUGAAUUUUGGGGAUGACAUAGCUGCUGCACUAAGAUCAGCAAAGAAAAAGAGAUGGAAUAUCCUAGAAGAAAAGAGAAUUGCACAAGAGAUUGAACUGCAGACACAUCUUAUGAACCUCAUGGAAGAAGAUAAACAAAGAAAAAUUGAAGCACUGAAAGAGAAGAUAGGUGAACAAGAUGGGGAGGAAGACAAAGAUAUCCAUACUGAUGCCACAAAGAAGAUUGAAGAAGACUUUGAGAGACAUCAGAAGGAACUAAAUAGAUUAUUUGCUUCAGUUGAUGAAAGGAGACAGGUAAGUCAUGUUUUCACUGCUUAAUUUAUUGCUCAUGUGUGAUGGAUUUUAAAUGGUAUUAUUGCUGAUUGGUCUACUUCUGCCUUGUCUUAUUUUGGUUUGGUAUCAUCUCACAUGGACUUCAUUUACAAUCAGUUUUGUCCAAUUGCCAUUUAGACCAUUUACCUAUUGGUCUUAUUUCCAAUUAUAUUCUGACCCCAUUUUAAUUUCCUCUAGGUCUAUUAAACACAACUUAGUUUAUAUAAAGGUUGGAUUAAUUGUUUACCCUCCAAAUCUUUUUAUGACAACAGGCCCGUACCACAAAGGUUAGCGAUUUUGGCAAUGCGACAAAGAUGUGUGAUGUCACCUGUGAACAGCUUUCCCUUUGAUGGGCUCUAAAAUAUCCCCAAAAAUGUCUCUUUUUGCUCUUUCUUAUUUUGAUACAAACUCUUCAUCCAUGAUUUAUUCUUUGAAAAUCUAUAUUACAUGCCCUCCUAUAGAAAGAAUACAAUUAUCUACUGAUGUGAUGAAAGAGGCAGUUUAAGUGAAAUACAUACAAAAGUAAUGGAAAAGUUGUUCACAUGUGACAUCACACAUCUUUGUCACAGCUCAUUAAAUAUGCGAGUUGGUUUCCGCAUGAUUACUUAUGAAAUCUUCAACGGAAUAAAAAAAAAAAUUGGUGUGUAGGUAGAUGACACCAAAAUACAGGCUAAGUUUGAAUUCGGAGUCCGCAGGUCAAAGGUCACCGCUCAUUAAAUAUGCGAGUUGGUUUCUGCAUGAUAAUUUAUGAAAUAUUCAACGAAUUAAAAAAAGUUUUGGUGUGUAGGUAGAUGACACCAAAAACAGGCUAAGUUCGAAUUCGGAGUCCGCAGGUCAAAGGUCACAGCUCAUUUAAUAUGCAAGUUGGUUUCCGCAUGAUAACAUGAAAUAUUCAACAGAUGAAAAAAAUUUUGGUGUGUAGGUAGAUGGCACCAGAAUACAGGGUAAGUUUGAAUUCAGAGUCGGCAGGUCAAAGGUCACAGCUCGUUAGAUAUGCGAGUUGGUUUCCGCAUGAUAACUUAUGAAAUAUUCAACGAAUUAAACAAAUUCUUGGUGUGUAGAUAAAUGACACCAAAAUACAUGCUAACUUCGAAUUCGGAGUCCGCAGGUCAGAGGUCACAGCUCGUUAGAUACAUGUAUGCGAGUUGGUUUCUGCAUGAUAACUUAUUAAUUUUCAGUGGAUUUAAAAAAUUGGGGGUGAGUUGGUAGAUGACACAAAAAUAUAGGCUAAGUUUGAAUUUGGAGUCCGCAGGUCAAAGGCCAUAGCUCAUUAUACAUGCAAGUUUUUUCCGCAUGCUAACUUUUGAGAUAUUCAACAGAUUUAAAAAAAAGUGGGGUGUGUAGGUAGAUGACACCAAAAUACAGGGUAAGUUUGAAUUUGGAGUCUGAAGGUCAAAGGUCAUAGCUCAUUAUAUAUGCGAGUUGGUUUCCGUAUGAUAACUUUGGAAAUAUUCACCAGAUAUUAAAAAUGUUUGGUGCCUGGGUAGAAGACAGCAAAACACAGUCAGGUCACAUCAAAUGACCUGACUGUCAUAUCUUCUGUCAGAGAUUAUUAUGGAAAGGGUGAGUCUUUAGGUCAAAGGUCUAAAUUUGUUCAUUAUAUAUAUACAUGUUGGUUUCUGCACGAUAUUCAGUUCAAUCAUAGUGAAUGAAUUUCUGAUUGCGUUAAGCGGGGGCAUCUGUGUCCUUUGGCACGUCAAAUUUCUAGUCUUAUUAUUUUUUCAAUUUUUUUCAAACUUUCGUUGAUCUGUUUCUUAAAUUUUUCUGUUUUCACACAAGCUAUCUUGUUUCAAACGUUUCAUUUUCCUUUAAUUGUCAUUAUACUUCUUGUUAUACACUUCUUAUUUUAACUAGAUAUUAGAUGUCUACGGAAGAUGAUACCAUCAUCUAUACAAAUACAAACUACAGAAAAUUGCAUAAAAUGUACUGUGCAGUGUAUAUAAAAGAAUGCAAUCUGAAAAAUCCCAAUUUUGGACUCGCAUGAACAUGACCAAUUAGUCUUUUAUGGAAAGUAAGAGAAAAAUGAGGAUAAGCCUCUGAGCAGAGGUGUACGGUGGGUGGAUUGAAUGUUUGCAUUAAAAGGCAAAAUAAAUAGACAGAGAUACAUGCAGUCUGCAGAUGAAAUGGAGAGAAAGAUGAAGAGAGAGAGGGGGGAUGUAGAGAGAGCAUGAAGAGGAGAUAAGAUGGAGGGUAAAAAAUAGAGGAAGAGAAGGCGCAGGAGGGAGAGAAGGUAUUGUGGAAUAGAUACUUUAUUUUUUUAAGAGAAUGGCUCUGAUUAAAAUCAAAAGGAGCUAGAGAGAGGGGGUGGAGAGAAAGGGGAGGUAGAAAGAUACAGGAGAGAGAGAGAGAGAAAGAGCAAGGGAGAAAGAUACAGGGGAGAGAGAGAAAGAAAGAGCAGGGAG